UAAGAAUGGUUCACUCCAUCUUGUAACCCAGCGAGCAGGUGAGCGGAAGUUCUAUGGAUGAUAAAUGAACAACUGUAGAUUUGUGCGUAGUGAAAAUAGUAAACCGAAGUCUCCGUAAGAUUUACAAGAUGAUGUUUUUCAUGAAAAUUAGCUUUCUGUUACUCUUAGCACACGUGGAAUCUCUCUACAAAGAACAGCACAGACCAUGUUCAUUCAACGCUCUGUGUACUUGUUCAAAUGGUGGCCCAGAUUUAGGAUCUGUUUGCUGUCAUAAUAUACCAUUUAUGACUGUUCCGUCACAAAUCAAUAAUUCAGCUAUAUAUAUAAUGAGUCUAAAAUUUAACAAAUUGAGGUUUCUAGAAGGAAACAGUUUAAAUGGCACAGGACUAUGGAAACUUGAGAUUAAUCAUAAUCUUCUCACAGAUUUGGCUCCAAAUGCAUUAACUGGACUUGAAAAAACUCUCUCCGUCCUUGACCUUGGAUAUAAUGAAUUGGUCAGAAUUCCUAAAGAAGCUAUCCAAAAUUUAGAAAAGCUAAGCAAUUUAAAUUUGGCAGGAAAUCGCAUCAGCUCUGUACAAAACGACGACUUCCGUGGUGUGAGUAAGACUUUAAAAAUACUAGACUUAUCAGAAAAUUCUCUCAUGCAUAUUCAGAACGAUGCAUUCAGGAACAUGGCUCUGUUAGAAGUCCUAAAUUUGGCUUUCAAUGCAAUACUUUCUGUAGAUGAUAUUACCUUUCAGUCAGGACUGAGUAACUUAAGACAAAUAAUUCUAAUGGGAAAUCAGCUGCAACAAAUACCACUGACAACUCUAUCUAAUCUUAGAAGCAUAAAAAUCGUUAAUUUAAAUAAAAAUCUCAUUUCGUCAAUAUCCGAAGGUAGAGAAAUACGAAAUCGUAUACAUUUGGAAGAGCUUCAUCUUGAAUAUAAUCUUAUAAAGGUGUUAAAUCCAGAAAGUUUCAGACUCUUUAGCAGUAUUAAUCGUCUCUUCUUAAAAGGCAAUCCGCUCACAUUAAUAAAUAAUACUUUCGUGACAACAAACAUGACUGAGCUACAUAUGCCACAUUGUGACAUUUCAGAAAUUUCUAGAAAUGCUUUCUACAGUAUCAUGCAUACUCUAAAAGUCAUAGAUCUAAGUUAUAAUAAACUGAUGGAGUUUCCUUAUCUACCCUUUACAAAAUUAGUGGAAUUGUCACUUGCUGGGAAUGAAAUAAAAGAUAUUCAUCCAGAUGAUGUAAAAUCUUUUGGUAAUAUACUUAAAUAUUUGGAUUUGCAGGGUCCAAAAAUGACUGGAUUAUCGCAAGAAAUUAUGAAACACCUUCCAAAUUUGAGAGAACUUAUGUUUAAAAAACAACAACCAUAUAUAAAUAGCCAUAACCUAGCUAAUGCUGGUCCUUCCAUGGAAAAAUUAUAUAUAGUUAAAAGCUCCAUAAAGACGAUUGAAAGUGGGGCAUUUCAAAAACUUGGUGGUCUAAAGCAUCUUGACCUCUCAUAUAAUGCUAUCUCUAAAAUUGGGAAUACAACAUUUAAAGACAUAGGGCACUCUUUGGAGAAACUUAUUUUGCACUGUGCUCUAAAGUUAACAAUAUAUCCUUCUGUAGCACUGCAUCACCUAAUUAAACUGCAGUACAUAGAUGUAACAAGCAAUAGCCUACAAUACUUACCUCCUGGAUCAUUUUCUUCUUUUCAAAAAUUAAAAUUCUUAAAUUUAAAUCAUAAUGAGAUACAGAAUCUUGAUUCAAACUUUAUAAAUGAAGUAAACAAUCCAAAUUUAGUUCACCUGAAAAUAGCAUUUAACAAAAUUACCACAUUAAAUCCCUACACUUUCAGAGAUCUCCACAGUUUAAUUUACCUUCAACUGAAUGAUAAUCUCAUAAAAGGUAUACGGAAAGCAGCAUUUUUAAAUUUAAAUUCUUUAAUAAACAUUGAAUUAGAAGGUAAUUUAAUUGAAUAUAUUGAAAAUGAAGCCUUCCAAAAUUUACCAAACAUUGAAUAUAUUAAUCUUUCUUACAAUAAGUUACAAUUUUUUAACCUAAAAGCUUUUGAUCAGGUUGGAAGACUCUCAGCAUUAAAAAUUGAAGUAGAUCAUAAUGAAAUUCAAAACUUAACUGGCAAUCGUUUUUCAAGCCAUACAUCAAUCAACAUAAAAAGCAUUAAUUAUAGUUAUAACAACAUUUCAUACUUAGAUGGCAGCUAUUUUGAUCCAAUCAGAAUUUCAAUAAACAUUCUAGACUUGAGUUUUAAUAAAAUUAAAAAUUUAACUAUGUCAGCAUUUGUGGAAAUGACACAUCUGCAGACUCUCACGAUAUCAAAUAAUGAAAUUGAAACUAUAGAUGAUGAUGAAUUCAAAGGCCUCAAAUCUCUGCAGAUACUAGAUAUUUCUAAGAACAAAAUUCAAUCAUUUCCAUCUUAUUUGUUGGAAGAACAAAGAAAUCUUCGGAUAUUAUUUGCAUCCGAUAAUAACAUAAAUCUUUUAAAUGGGAAUAUUUUUUCAAAUACUGCUCUUGAACAACUUGAUUUAUCCUUCAAUAAUCUAACUGAAUUUCCUGAAGAAGCUUUACUAGAAAUCAGAAGUACUUUGCAGUCGCUGGAUUUAGCUGGUAAUCAUAUAAAAGUUUUGAACUUCAGCAACAUGGAAUCAUUGGUGAAUUUAAAACAUUUCAGUAUUGCUCAAAAUGACUUGCAUUUUCUAAGUGCUGAGGAGAAGCUUCAACUACCCAAACUAAUUUCUUUGGAUUUGUCACAUAACAACAAUGAACUGCCUCAGUGGAUUUUUGAACAUUUUCCAGAAAGUCUUGAAGCCCUUAAUUUAGCAAAUACAAGCCUAAAAGCAGUUCCUUUACUUGAUACAUGCAACCUGUUGUUUCUCAACCUGAGCAGAAAUUCAAUUAAAACUCUAGAACCUGAUGAUUUUGAGCAACUAAAAAAUUUACAAGUUCUAGACUUCUCAAAUAAUUUUCUUUCCACAACAUUCAGUAAUGUAUGGUCUAACUUGCAACAACUACGGUCACUGUAUCUGCAAGCAAAUCCAAUCCAGAGUAUAUCUAACAGCAGCUUCAGUCAUAUGGAAAGACUACAGGAAUUGUUUAUAAGCCAUUUAAAUUUACAAGAUAUACAGAAAGAUGCCUUUCAGCAAUUAACUGCAUUACGAAAACUGCAAAUUGACACAUCUUCAAAAUUGAAAGAUAUCACUUUAUCUCAAAUACUAAGUAAAAAUUAUGGAAUAGAAGAAAUACAUCUGAAUGUUCAAGAUCCAGACCUGGAAGGAAUUUUUAGUGGGCACACUCCAAAGUCUUUGAAAGCAAUAAUACUGGAAGGGGAAAACCUGAAGCAUGUGGCUGAAUCAACAUUUGCUGAUAUCCAAAGCCAAGACUUAAUCCUCCACAUCAGGAAUACAAAUAUAACAAAAUUAUCAAACAAUUUAUUUAAGAAUAUGAAAGAUGUAAAAAAUUUCACGGGAUCAUUCUUAAACAACAAACUGCGAACAGUUGAAAGAAUAUUUACACAAGCAGAAAAAGAGGAUUCAAAAAAGUAUCUGAAGCAACUGGAAAUGUCUGGUAAUCCUUUGAACUGCAACUGUGAAUUUGCUUGGAUAUGGGAAUGGCUAACAGAAUAUGAACAUGAAAAUGGAUGUCAAGACAUGUUUUGCGAUGAGACUUAUUUACGAAAUCUGCGUGAAGCAAAAUGCGUAAAUAUGAACAACAAAUCAAUUAUUAAUGUAUUCAAAACUGAUCUGGAUUGCUUUUCAAAUAGUGCAACAGGGAUUUUUUUUAGUACAUCAUAUCAACUCAUUUUUAAAUUAACAGUGGCAUUUUUAUAUAUAGGUAGACAUAUAUAAAUUUUACUAAAAUACAGCAUGCAUGCUUAAGAUUUCACAGCACAUUAUUUAUUGCCUGGCAAUUUCAGAUUUGUAUUUAACCCUUAGAGUUAUUUCAUCCAUAUGAAAUCUGAAAAUAAAUGUAAUCCAUGCUUUCAAGUAAUCAACUUCAAAUUUGCUGUCAUACUUAAAAUACAUAUUCUAUAAUGCUUAUUUUGAUAUGAAGCAACAAUAAUUAAAAUAAUAGAUUGCCUCAAUUAAAGGAAGCAGAAAUCAGGAUCUAAUUUCCCAAAUCAGUACUUUAUAAUGGUUUCACAUUUUGAUUCAGAUCACAGUAGCUUGUAAUUUUUAAGCCAAGAAAUGGCUAAACAAGAUUUUCAAUUUGAAAAGAGAAACGAAAGAAAAAUUUAUUUUUCAUUUUCUCAGUAAUGUUUCAGACAGCAGAUAUAAAAUAUCAUUUACACAGCAUUCUCUGCAUGUUCCCCAUACAUUAAUCUACUGGUUUCUUGAAUGAUAGUACAAAAAUAUUAAUGCAUUUCAUUUAAAGUACUCUUAUGUUUCUGAUUAAUCAAUUUAAUAUUUUAAAUAUGUCAUGCGUACAGAAGAUCCUUAGAAAUUUCAUAAAUUUAACAAAUAAACAUCACAAGUUACAUAAAAAUCUAAGAGGGCAAUAUAUUCUGCCCUAAUUUUAAUUAUAAAUUAAAUAAAAAUAGUAAAGAAUUUUAAAUUAAAUGUUGAACUCUUUUUGGUGUUAAAUAAAAUACCUUCAUAUUUAAAUUUUAUGUUAUUAAGAUGUGUCAUUAAACUAAUAAAUGAAAGUAGCCGAGUCUUAAAUUUUAAAUUCAAUACCACAUGUGCAGAACCUUCCUAAAACAAAAUAUGUGUUAAAAAUAUAUGUAGAAGUGGAUGGAAAGAAUUCCGCACAGCGUAACUCUACAAAACCAGACUAAUGGAACCAUAGCUAUUAUCUGCAUAAUUACACUUCUCUUUUUCAGUAGACCAAACACAUUUACUUUUAUGCAAGUGAGGGAAUUUUAUUUUUCACUUAUUCUGUCUUAUUUCAACAAUGGUUAUACAGUUAAAAACAAUACAAUAUUUCUUAUUUCUUUAAAAUAAAAUGCAAAAUAUUUUCCUUGAAAUUAAGAGAUAAAAUAUCUUUUAUUUAUUUGAAUACUUAUGUUCAAGAACAGAAAACAAUUUCUUCAAGAAGAAAAUAAACUACAUUCGAAUACAUGCAUGCACACACAAACACGAACAAAAGAAAAGGGGGAAAGAAGGGGAAGAGUGAAAGAUCAUGACGUACAGUAAUUGGCUCCAGCAGGUAAGAAAGAAUCUACAGAGGCAAGUUCCUUAAGUGAAGAGAAAACAGAAAUGAUAUUCCCCCACUGUUUAGAAAUGAGGCACUUUAUGGUAUGGUUCGCAGAGUGAACAAAGAAACUUAUAUUUUGUAUGCAAUCACCUUUACUAUUAGUGCUUAUUAGCCAUAUAUCUGCUAAUUGAUAAAGAUUUGCUUGUUGAUGA
Molecule: messenger RNA, 5336 nt
Organism: Stegodyphus dumicola
Lineage: Eukaryota; Metazoa; Arthropoda; Arachnida; Araneae; Eresidae
Gene: chp
Product: leucine rich repeat containing G protein-coupled receptor chaoptin
Molecular function (GO): protein binding
Source: RefSeq, a predicted model, not a curated record